Messenger RNA from Ceratotherium simum simum (southern white rhinoceros), 4949 nucleotides. RefSeq names its product RNA binding motif protein 26 (gene RBM26). The record is from RefSeq and is a predicted model, not a curated record. Gene Ontology annotation, cellular component: nucleus. Gene Ontology annotation, molecular function: RNA binding; metal ion binding. NCBI's taxonomy places the organism in Eukaryota, Metazoa, Chordata, Mammalia, Perissodactyla, Rhinocerotidae.
CUUGCCCAGCGCGCUCUCCGCUUAUCCUACGCCUCUUCCCAGCAGGCUCCGGGACUCACCGCGAGACUUCAUCAAUUCUCGCGAGAUUUAUCGGCAGCCAUCUUCUUGGGGGUGCUGGGAGCCGGGAAGACCCCCCGAAUCGUUCCCAUUCAGCUGUCCUUCGUCUUCGUUUUCUUCAGUUUUGCCUCUUCUGCGUUGCCAACAAGCACCUGGUCCCGAGGCUGAGAGAAAGCCCGGGUCUAGGCGCGUGUCGCGCUCCCGGUGCAGGAAGAUUCGCUGGGGUGGAGGGAAGGGGGAGGGCCCGGGCAAACCGUUGCUGCCUCAGUCCGGGCCGGGGUCCGGGGAGGGGGAAGCUCCUGGCACCCCGUGGACUCGCGGCCUGCGGCGGUCCCCCCGGAGGUGUUCGCCGAUCGGGGCUCGCAGAAACCUGCCACCGGUGCCUCCCACCGCGGCCCACGCGGGCGGCGCGCGGAGGAGGGGGCGGGGGCAGCGGCGGCUGUAGCGGCCGCAACCUGGGCGGGCAGAGGAGUGCGACGGGCCUCGGGGCCGCUGUGGAUGGUUUCUAAAAUGAUCAUUGAAAACUUCGAGGCGCUCAAGUCCUGGCUCAGCAAGACUCUCGAGCCCAUCUGUGAUGCAGAUCCAUCAGCCCUAGCAAAAUAUGUUCUCGCUUUGGUAAAGAAAGACAAAAGUGAAAAAGAGUUAAAGGCAUUAUGUAUUGAUCAACUGGAUGUAUUUCUUCAAAAAGAGACACAGAUAUUUGUGGAAAAACUUUUUGAUGCUGUGAAUACAAAGAGUUAUCUACCUCCUCCAGAGCAGCCAUCAUCAGGAAGCUUAAAGGUAGAAUUUUUUCAGCACCAAGAAAAAGAUAUAAAAAAAGAAGAGAUCACGAAGGAGGAAGAGCGAGAGAAGAAGUUUUCUAGAAGGUUAAAUCACAGUCCUCCUCAGUCAAGCUCUCGAUACAGAGAAAAUAGAAGUCGUGAUGAGAGGAAAAAAGAUGAUCGUUCUCGCAAAAGAGAUUAUGAUCGAAACCCUCCUCGAAGAGAUUCAUACAGAGACCGGUACAAUAGAAGACGAGGGCGAAGUCGCAGUUAUAGCAGGAGUCGGAGUCGAAGUUGGAGUAAAGAGAGGCUUCGUGACAGGGAUAGGGAUAGAAGCAGGACUAGAAGCAGAAGCAGAACACGAAGCAGGGAAAGGGAUCUGGUAAAACCUAAAUACGACUUGGAUCGAACAGAUCCGUUAGAAAACAAUUAUACUCCAGUUUCUUCGGUACCUAAUAUUUCAUCUGGCCACUACCCUGUACCUACUUUGAGCAGCACUAUUACAGUAAUUGCUCCUACUCAUCAUGGUAAUAACACUACCGAAAGUUGGUCUGAAUUUCAUGAAGACCAAGUGGACCAUAAUUCAUAUGUAAGACCACCAAUGCCAAAGAAACGAUGUAGAGACUAUGAUGAAAAGGGUUUCUGUAUGAGAGGAGACAUGUGCCCUUUUGAUCAUGGAAGUGACCCAGUAGUUGUAGAAGAUGUGAAUCUUCCUGGUAUGCUGCCUUUCCCAGCACAGCCUCCUGUUGUUGAAGGACCACCUCCUCCUGGACUCCCCCCACCUCCACCAAUUCUUACACCUCCACCUGUGAAUCUGAGACCCCCAGUGCCUCCGCCAGGCCCAUUACCACCAAGUCUGCCACCUGUCACAGGACCACCACCACCACUUCCUCCUUUGCAGCCAUCUGGCAUGGAUGCUCCCCCAAACUCUGCAACCAGUUCUGUUCCCACUGUAGUAACAACUGGCAUUCAUCACCAGCCUCCUCCUGCUCCACCCUCUCUUUUCACUGCAGAUACAUAUGACACAGAUGGCUACAAUCCUGAAGCCCCAAGCAUAACAAACACUUCCAGACCUAUGUAUAGACACAGAGUGCAUGCACAAAGGCCUAACUUGAUAGGACUAACAUCAGGGGAUAUGGAUUUGCCACCCAGAGAAAAGCCUCCUAAUAAAAGCAGUAUGAGGAUAGUAGUGGAUUCAGAGUCAAGGAAAAGAACUAUUGGUUCUGGGGACCCUGGAGUUCCUACAAAGAAGACUUGGUUUGAUAAACCAAAUUUUAAUAGAACAAACAGCCCAGGCUUCCAGAAAAAGGUUCAGUUUGGAAAUGAAAAUACCAAACUUGAACUUAGAAAAGUUCCUCCAGAAUUAAAUAAUAUCAGCAAACUUAAUGAGCAUUUUAGUCGAUUUGGAACCUUGGUGAACUUACAGGUUGCCUAUAAUGGUGAUCCUGAAGGUGCCCUUAUCCAAUUUGCAACAUAUGAAGAAGCAAAGAAAGCAAUAUCAAGUACAGAAGCAGUGUUGAACAAUCGCUUUAUUAAGGUUUAUUGGCACAGAGAAGGAAGCACCCAGCAGUUACAAACUACUUCUCCAAAGGUAAUACAGCCUUUAGUCCAGCAGCCCAUUUUGCCUGUUGUGAAGCAGUCAGUCAAAGAGAGGUUGGGUCCAGUACCUUCAAGUACUAUUGAACCCGCAGAAGCCCAGAGUGCCAGUUCAGACCUUCCUCAGGUGUUGUCUACAUCUACUGGCCUAACAAAAACGGUGUAUAAUCCAGCUGCGUUGAAGGCUGCACAAAAAACCUUACUUGUUUCCACCUCUGCAGUUGAUAAUAAUGAAGCGCAGAAGAAAAAACAGGAGGCAUUGAAACUUCAGCAGGAUGUAAGGAAAAGGAAACAAGAAAUUUUGGAAAAGCACAUUGAAACACAGAAGAUGUUAAUAUCAAAACUGGAGAAAAACAAAGCAAUGAAGUCUGAAGAUAAAGCAGAAAUAAUGAAAACUUUAGAGGUUUUGACAAAAAAUAUUACUAAGUUGAAAGAUGAGGUCAAAGCUGCCUCUCCUGGACGCUGUCUUCCAAAAAGUAUCAAAACCAAAACUCAGAUGCAGAAAGAAUUGCUUGACACAGAACUGGAUUUAUAUAAGAAGAUGCAAGCUGGAGAAGAAGUCACUGAGCUUAGGAGAAAGUAUACAGAAUUACAGCUGGAAGCUGCAAAACGAGGGAUUCUUUCAUCUGGUCGUGGUAGAGGAAUUCAUUCAAGAGGUCGAGGUGCAGCUCAUGGCCGAGGCCGAGGUCGAGGUCGAGGUCGAGGUGUGCCUGGUCAUGCUGUGGUGGAUCACCGUCCCAGGGCAUUGGAGAUUUCUGCAUUUACAGAGAGUGAUAGAGAAGAUCUUCUUCCUCACUUUGCGCAAUAUGGUGAAAUUGAAGAUUGUCAGAUUGAUGACUCUUCGCUUCAUGCAGUAAUUACAUUCAAGACAAGAGCAGAGGCUGAAGCAGCUGCAGUUCAUGGAGCUCGUUUCAAAGGGCAGGAUCUAAAACUGGCAUGGAAUAAACCAAUAACUAAUAUUUCAGCUGUUGAAACAGAAGAAGUUGAGCCUGAUGAAGAGGAAUUUCAGGAAGAGUCUUUGGUGGAUGACUCAUUACUUCAAGAUGAUGAUGAAGAAGAAGAGGACAAUGAAUCUCGUUCUUGGAGAAGAUGAUUUGACUGAUCAUUGAUCUGCAUAUGCUAGAACUCUACCUGUGUUUCAUUAGUAUUAUCUAAUGUACUUUUACAUAUUUGUAAAAACAAUUUUUGGUAAAAUGUGAUGAAGAUGGAUUUCACAAAUAGACAAAAGAGAAGAAAACUACCUUCUGAUCCUGUAUUUUGAAAGAUUGAUGUUUGCGUUUUAUUUCAGUAAACAAUUGCUAAAGACAUCACACUAGAAACAUAUGCAAUGUUUUUAUUACAUACUUCUACUGAACGUUACGGAAUUCUUUGGGUUCUUUGUAAUUUAAUGAAUAGGUCAGAAAACUUAUGACCAAUACUUGUUAUAACUUAGAGGAUUUUGUUUUACUCCAAAUAAGGAAUGAAUUUGCAUUUAAAAUCUUAAUGAAUGUUUUCAAAAAUGAAUAGAUAACAUAGUACUCUAACUAAAGUCUCCAAGUUAUGUAUUCAUAAUAUUACAUAGUAGUAUGCUUAGGCUUUACUAUGUAUUAGCCUUUUGUUGGACUUGUGUAUGUAUUUUACCACAUGGGUUUUAAUGAUAACGGUGUAUGACUGCUUUGCAUAUGAGUCCUUAUGCAUUGAGAUGUUAAAAAUAAAGUGGAAUGGUCUCUUAAAAAGAAAAGAAAAGAAAAAAAAAUGACAAAAAAAGAAACCAAGACAAUGUUCCUUGAUUUAAAAAAAGAAAAAAGAAAAAGAAAAAAGAAAAAAAAUUAAAAUAAAUAGACCAUUCCAGAUGGUGAUCUACCCUUCUUCCCCCCAAUUAUCACAAAAGGAGCUAUAAUCACUAACUUAUUCUUAAUAAUAAUGGUUACUAGUACCUUUACAAUAAUGUACAAUCCAAUGUUUAAAAUUUAUAGCACUUCAGUUUGGUUUGAUCCUAUAUAUUUUCAACCGAUGUCUUAAAAUUUAAAAGCAGGCUGAUUAGUUUGGAACCAGACUUCAAGUAGAGCUAACAUUUGGUGAAUAAGAAAACAUCACAUUACAUUUUGGAUGUAUGAAAGAAAACUUGACCAUUUGAAGAUGUAUGAAUAAAGAAAUGUACUAUAGAUACUACUUUAGGAAAACACUGUUUGGUAAGUGUUCCAGUCUGAUAUUUUAAGUGUGCAUUUCCUAUUCUUGUAUAAAAAUCUUUGACAUUUGCAGAAAUACUGUGAUUUUUAAGUGGAUUUCUCUGGCAAGUGAACAUGAUCAUUGAAAGUUGAUACAGCAGUUUCUGGGAAAUAAUGCAUUCUUUGUAGAAUGAGGGGGUGGGAGAUUACAUAUUUAUCUUUUAAAAUUCAUCAUUUUGGUUGCAAGUGUCCUGAGAUUAAUAGUGAUUAUAUUAAAAGUCACAUUAAAAAAAACUCACUUUCUUCCCAUACUGGGGUCCUCACAAUCACAAACUGUAAUUCCACCACCAUAGUCUUUUGCCAAUGGAGUAACUAGUGGAUGCUCUUC